Pungitius pungitius (ninespine stickleback) is the source of this 5212-nucleotide messenger RNA. Its product is annotated as calcium/calmodulin-dependent protein kinase type IV. NCBI's taxonomy places the organism in Eukaryota, Metazoa, Chordata, Actinopteri, Perciformes, Gasterosteidae. Gene Ontology annotation, biological process: protein phosphorylation. The coding region runs from base 729 to 2177 and encodes 482 amino acids. The transcript has 11 exons. The record is from RefSeq and is a predicted model, not a curated record. Gene Ontology annotation, molecular function: calcium/calmodulin-dependent protein kinase activity; ATP binding; calmodulin binding.
CCUCCCUCUCUCUCUCUCUCUCUCUGCGGAUCCAGCGGACAUCUGGAGCUGCCCUGCCCCGGGAAUCAAACCUGCGAGCACCAGGAGACACACGUCCCGCAACCCCGAGACAGCCCGGGUUUCGAACGUCCUCCUCCCGCUGAACACUCGCCCGGGCUCCGGUGUUGUUGUCGCGGCUCUGUUGCGGCCGUUUCUCCUCCGGGAGGCUGCAGCGCUCCGGGGACACCGCGUCUGCCGGUAGAAACACGGAAAUACGACUAAAUCCCCUGGAGGAGGGGUGAUGGACUGAAGUGAUCCGAUAUCCGAGAGGACUGUAGGCCCCGAUGGAAGCUGCGACACAUCUGCACCCGGUCCGCCCGCGUCCCGGUUGCUGCCUCGGUCCGGACUGAAGAGUCGAGUUUGUCCCCCCCCCGAGGAUUUCAGAUUGAUUGUCUUUGUAGUUUUCCAGGUCAGAUCUCUGAUAAACGGUCCCGUUUGAGAGUUUGAGGGAUCCUCCUCCUGCUGCUGGUCUGGAUUAAAGCCCAUCAGGAUCAUGAACCACCCCCCCUCUGCUCCACUAAUCUGGGUUUUACCGAGCUGGAUUUAAAUCUGAGGUCUGACCUGGUUUACUCCGCUCGCGGAUCCGAUCGGGUCACGCCUGGCCCGGUCUGAAGCCGGCCUCGGUCCUGGUUCUGACCUCGCACCCGGUCCCCUCAGUCCUGGUGUCGGGGGGGAGUGCUGCUGCUGCCAUGCCGACGUCCCGGCCUGGUUCGGCGCCGGUGGAGUUCUGGGUGGACGGGUCGAGGCGGGACGGGGCGGUGGAGGAGUUCUACACCCUGGGCUCCGAGCUGGGCAGAGGAGCGACGUCCAUCGUGUAUCGCUGUGAGGAGAAGCAGACUCAGAAACCCUACGCUCUCAAAGUCCUCAAGAAAACGAUUGACAAGAAAAUAGUUCGCACAGAAAUCGGCGUGCUGUUGCGUCUUUCCCACCCAAACAUUAUCCAGCUGAAGGAGAUCUUUGAGACGGACACGGACAUCGCUCUGGUGCUGGAGCUGGUCACAGGAGGAGAGCUGUUUGACAGGAUCGUGGAGCGAGGUUACUACAGCGAGAGAGACGCCGCUCACGUCAUCAAACAGAUCCUGGAGGCGGUGGCGUAUCUUUACGAGAACGGAGUCGUGCAUCGAGACCUCAAACCGGAGAACCUCCUGUACGCCGACUUGUCUCUGGACGCUCCGCUUAAGAUCGCCGACUUCGGUCUUUCCAAAAUCAUCGAUGACCAGGUGACCAUGAAGACCGUCUGUGGCACCCCUGGGUACUGUGCUCCAGAGAUCCUGCGGGGAAAUGCUUACGGCCCUGAGGUGGACAUGUGGUCGGUGGGCGUCAUCCUCUACAUCCUACUCUGUGGGUUCGAGCCCUUCUUCGACCCGAGGGGGGAUCAGUACAUGUACAGUCGAAUCCUCAACUGCGACUACGAGUUUGUGUCUCCGUGGUGGGACGACGUCUCCCUCAAUGCCAAGGAUCUGGUCAGUAAGCUGAUCGUCCUCGACCCUCCCAAGCGCCUCAGCGUCCGGGAGGCCUUGCAGCACCCCUGGGUGCUGGGCAAAGCAGCCCGCUUCUCUCACAUGGACACGGCCCAGAGGAAGCUGCAGGAGUUCAACGCUCGCCGCAAGCUGAAGGCCGCCAUGAAGGCCGUCGUGGCCACCAGUCGGAUGCACGAGAGUUCUCGGCGUCGCACCGACAGCUGUGAGAUUCCAGGCUCGGGGACUUCGAGGCAGAGUAGCAUGCAGCAGGACCCGGCUCCGGAGUCAACAAGCCCCGCCCCUGAGGAUAAGGAAGCGCCACCCCCGGAUCCACAGUCGCCGCACAAAGACGAAUCGAAGUCCGCCGAUCAAAGUGUCCUCGGCCCCUCCCCUCCCCCGAGCCCCAAACUACUCAGCUCUGAUGUCAAGACCGCGGGCUCCGCCCCCACCAGACCGCCACUGCGAGCCGAAGGGCAACGACAUGCAUCCGUCAUCCCCAAAACCAAGCUGGUCAAGCCACGGCCGCCGCAGAAGAGCUGCUCCAUGAUAGAGCCCGCCUCCAGGGUCGAGGCCCCACCCACGCUGACCACGCUGACCACGCCUCCGAGUCCCAACAGCCUCACCAACGGCUUCACGCCGGGGGCGGAGUCCGCCAGUAAGACUGCCAACUGCCAGUAAUCGGCUGACAGAGAAAAAACAGAGACAUUUUGGUUUCUCACAACCACCAGAAUGUUCCGCCUUCCAUCUUUACAAACAUCUAAAGUCGUUUAAUGGGACCAAAUUAAAGUAUCUGCAUCGUCUAACAUUUAACUUCCAUUUCUGUAGCUUUGCUGCUACGCUAACAUGCUAACGGCUACUUACACACGGAGGGUUUGUCAGGUAUUUUUGGAUUCAGGAUAUGAAGAAAGAACAAAGCACUUGUUCCACAUCGGGACUUGCUGAUGGUGGUUGCCGUGGUGAUAGAAACAACCAGAGCUCGAAGAAAAUUCCCUUCUUAGGUCCUUAUAUGGGCAUAAAGGAAUGCGUCAACAUCAACACACUCGUUGCAUUCGCAAGCAAAACCUUUUCUCCGUCUUUGAUGUUUUUGUACAUUAUUUGGAUCAUAAUCAGUAAUUCUUUAAACGCUUAUAAACCUCCUAAUCAUAUGAAAUAUAUAUAUAUAUAUUAAAACAUCACAGUGUGAUUUUAUCCACGUUUGACUCCUCUUUACAUUAAACCUCAAAGGAGUCUCCUGCUGUUUGGUUUGCGUUUCUUAUCACAGUAACCACGGUAACUCAGUAACGGUUGGUGACCAAAGUGAUGGGCUGCAUCGAUCGGGGUCUGAAUGGGUGUCGUGUGUGAUGGCGUUAAAGGAUCAUUGCGGUCUGAAGGCCCUUCCUCGUCCGGUUGGAACUUUCUAAAAUUAUUUUGUUGAACGAGCUCCCCGGACGGAACGAACGGACGUCAGUCCGGAUCCAUCGGAACUACGGUUGGGCUUGUUUUUUUCAGGUGUGAAAGCGGAGCGACGAGGUACCGGGCCUCCUCAGUACCUCGGAUUCUGUCCCAGACGUGAGAUUCUGACUUCCAACAUUGUUGCCGUUUUUUUUCUUUUUUUCGGCUCCAACCAUUGAAGAUUUUCAAAGUUCUGAUUUGGGACAAACGGAGACUCCAGAUCAUUUUUCUACUUCGUCUUCUCCUCUUCUCCAUUUUUUCUUUUAUGGUCUUCACCUUCUUCAUCUUCUUCUUUUCACCUUUUUUUAUUAUUACAUUUCUUAUUCCUCUGCUGCUUCUGUUCCUUCUUUUCCAUCCUGACUAUAUUCUAUAUUUUGUUUAUUUAGAUUUUCCCUCUUUUGUUACCAAAGGAGACGUUUCCUCAGGCGCUCAGGACGGAGCCGACUGAUUGUAUUUCAUUAAACUUUAUUAAACACCGAGUGUGAAGGACAUGGAGGGAGAGAGCAGCAUCUUCUGUUUUUUUUUUUUUUUUUCUUCUGCGUUGCUUCUUUUGAUGUCUUCAGACAAACUGAGAAACGCGAAGCUCCUGUUUCCGUUUGGAGAGUCUCUUUUUCCGUCCUUUGUCCUCUUUUGUCCUGCGGCUGAGUAGAUGGAUCUACUGUGUUCAGUGUCGUGUUCGUCAGCUUCUAGUGAAACAGUGUCGUCGUUUACACCUUUAUCGGCAGUGAUGAUGAAGGUCUCCUGUUUUCACUGUACAUAUUUUGGUCAAAGAAAACUUCUGACAUCUUCACCACAGAGACGCAGUCGGCGUUCAGACACCCCCGAAAAAAAUAAUGAUAAUAAUCUGUCCUGUGACCUGGUCUGAAAACCACACGUUCUACCUCUCUUCCUACAGGGGCUUCCAAAAUGAUUUCUAAAAAGAAUGCGGACGCCCAAAUCUCCAUCUACGGUGGCCCAGACAGACCAAACGGAGGCCAAAGCUUUACAGGAGAGUCACAAACUUCUGGGCCUGUCAUUCAAGAGAAAGAACCCGGUCCUUCCUGACUAGAAAUACUCAAAGGGACAUCUUUUGUAUUACUAUUUAUCUUUGCGUAUUAAUCGUACACAUUGUCUAGAGGUCGGGUUUUGUGCUUUUUCUAAGUUAACACCAUUUCAAAUUUUUUACUGAAAGUGAGGUUUGUUCCAACGAUACGGUGGAAUCGGAGAUCAACGCAGGUGAUGGUUUUGCAUUUCUGAAAGAGCCUUUGCUUUUUGUUCUGUCUCAGCCACCGAAGGAAAUCCUGGAUCGUGAAGACAAACUCUUUAAAGAGGAACCAAACCUGCAGAACGCCUGAAACACCGGGUGAAAUGCUAAGAGCUGGAGGUGGAAGAAGAAGGACACGGUCCUCUCUAACUCCGCCCACUUUUAGCGCUCCAAUCAAAUGCGGGCGGUUUCAUUUGAGUCCCUCUGCAUCUGCAGAAGAUUGGUGUCAGGUGAUGACACAGGUGCACUGCUCAGUACAGAUCUUCACCACUAGGUGUCAGGCUUCACGUGGUCCUGCCGGUCCAUGCGAUGCCGGUUUAGAGAGACAUGGUGGUCUGUAAGGCUCAGUGGGCAAUAGAUGAGAACAUCUAAUAUGUUUAUAUAAUAUGUUUUUAGUUAUAUCUGCGUUUCCCUCUGGACGCACUGAACCGCCCCAAAGCCCCUCCAGCCUUCUCUCGCGAGGCCGGACAAAAAGCUCUGUGAUUGGUCGAGUCCGACGCCAGUCACAGUAGGCGUCUCUCGAACUGAGCAUUAGCGUAGUUGAAGAUCUCGCCUUACGGUUUGGUUCCUCUUUAAACAGUGUAGAAAAAACAAAACGCCGGAUAAAGCUGGACGCAGCGCUCACCUGUCCUCGGCUGUUUACCUGUCCACGGCGUCUAGGUGUGCUCGGGGGUUUACCUGUCCACGGCGUCUAGGUGUCCUCAGGUGUUUACUUGUCCACAGUUUAAAACGUCUUGCCAAAUGCAGAUUACUGGAUAUUUAGCUGUCAUGGUAGAAAGCAUGUACUCAUUUACAUCUAUACUCUUAUUCUGUAAAAACAUGAAUAUUUUGCUUCUAUUUAUCUUGACUUCUGUGUGACAGCAGGAAGGGGGGGGGGGGGGGGGGGGGCUAAACUGUAAAUUACGUUGGUUUUGUGUUUGCUGAGUGAACUCGUACCUUUUUUAUUUUGAAGGAUGACAUAUAAACAUGUGUAUCUCUGCAUGUAUUAUUUAAUGCCUAUUGAUCAUAUCAGAUUAAAGACGGACUCUUGGUAACAGCA